UAACUUGCAAAGUAUAGUCGGCAGUAGUGUACACAUGUAUAGUCUGUGGAAGCCAAGUAAAAGCAUGACAUAUCUCUCUCACUCCGAGACCUCUUUUCAACGGACACUUGUUUUUCUUCAUACUUCUCCAAUAUUAUUACUGUAACACACACACACACACACUUUACAUAUUCAUAUUUUUAGAGAGCUACUGUGAAGCUUGAAGCUUGUAAGCAAUGGCAGACAUUACACACUUUCCCAUGGAACAGCUCCGAGACCUUCAGUACUGCAUUGAUUCCAACCCUCCUUGGCCUGAAAGUAUCUUACUGGCAUUUCAAAACUAUAUUCUGGUGCUAGGAUCAAGUGUGAUGAUUCCUACUCUCCUUGUCCCAUUAAUGGGUGGAACUGAUGGGGAGAAGGCACGAGUAAUACAAACCUUGUUGUUUGUAGCUGGAGUUAACACACUUCUUCAAGCUCUUUUUGGAACACGGUUGCCAGUUGUAGUUGGAGGAUCUUAUGCUUAUGUCAUUCCCGUAUUAAAUAUAAUUUUCGAUUCAUCUCUACAACAAAUUACUGACAAUCAUGAUAGGUUUAUUGAAACGAUGCGUGCUAUUCAAGGGGCUCUAAUUAUAGCAUCAAGUGUGCAAAUCAUCCUUGGAUACAGCCAAGUAUGGGGCCUCUUUUCAAGGUUUUUCAGUCCUCUUGGCAUGGCGCCUGUUGUGGCUUUGCUUGGUUUAGGGUUAUUUCAACGAGGAUUUCCAGAGUUGGGGAAAUGUGUAGAAAUCGGGAUACCAAUGCUUUUGUUGGUGAUUGGAGUGUCACAAUAUCUAAAAUAUUGGAGAACUGUGGGAGAAAUGCCCAUUUUUGAACGUUUUCCUAUACUAAUCUGCAUCACAGUCAUUUGGAUCUAUUCAAUAAUAUUAACAGCAAGUGGUGCCUACCGAGACAGACCCAUCAAAAAUCAAUUCAGUUGUCGGACAGAUAAAGCUAAUCUCAUCUCUACUGCCCCUUGGUUCAAAUUUCCAUAUCCUUUUCAGUGGGGUCCACCAACCUUUUCACCGGGAAGUUCAUUUGCCAUGAUGUCUGCAGUUCUCGUGUCAAUGGUUGAGUCCACUGCUGCAUACAAUGCUGCAUCUCGGCUUGCAAUUGCCACCCCACCUCCUGCAUAUGUAUUGAGCCGGGGAAUUGGUUGGCAGGGAAUAGGAGUUUUACUUGAUGGUCUUUAUGGAACAGGCAUAGGCUCUUCAGUGUCUGUUGAAAACAUUGGGCUGCUAGGACUGACUCGAGUUGGAAGUCGCAGAGUUGUUCAAAUAUCUGCAGGCUUCAUGAUAUUGUUCUCAAUCUUAGGGAAAUUCGGAGCUGUUUUUGCAUCAAUUCCUUUUCCUAUAUACGCUGCAUUGUAUUGUGUUCUGUUUGGUCUCGUAGGUGCAGUUGGUCUAUCAUUUUUACAGUUCACUAACAUGAAUUCCAUGAGAAAUCUUUUCAUAAUUGGGUUAUCUCUCUUCCUUGGAAUAUCUAUCCCUCAGUUUUUCUACGAGAAUUCAACUCUUCAUCACGGACUUGUUCGCACUGAUGCUGGUUGGUUCAAUGCAUUCUUGAACACAAUAUUCUCAUCACCACCGACAGUAGGGCUUAUGGUUGCAGUAUUUCUUGACAACACAGUGGAUGUGGAGAAGUCGAAGAAAGAUCGAGGAAUGCCUUGGUGGGUAAAAUUCAGAACAUUUAGAGGUGAUAAUCGAAAUGAAGAGUUCUACACUUUGCCUUUCAAUCUCAACAGGUUCUUCCCACCUACAUAGAACUAGAAGCCUGACCAUCAACAUUACUCAUGGAACUGAAUCUCUGAGGCCUUGCCAGGGGAAACGAGGCGCAUCCUAAUCAUAAAGCAUUGGUUAGCCACAGUCAAUUGGUCUUCACCUGAAACUUCAUCAGAACUAGCAAUAAUAUUUUUAUCAGUAUCAUCACAUCUAUGUUCCAACCACAAACAAAGAGAAAAGAAGAAAAGACAAUGGAAUGGUCAUGCCACAUAAACUACUAAUAAUAGUAAGAAUCAGCAAAGUUUACAAGA
Molecule: messenger RNA, 2044 nt
Organism: Daucus carota subsp. sativus
Lineage: Eukaryota; Viridiplantae; Streptophyta; Magnoliopsida; Apiales; Apiaceae
Product: nucleobase-ascorbate transporter 1-like
Exons: 14
Coding region: 216-1775 (519 amino acids)
Biological process (GO): transmembrane transport
Cellular component (GO): membrane
Molecular function (GO): transmembrane transporter activity
Source: RefSeq, a predicted model, not a curated record